Messenger RNA from Rhineura floridana, 9458 nucleotides. It is a transcript of the gene ZMIZ1, whose product is annotated as zinc finger MIZ-type containing 1. The coding region runs from base 1419 to 4661 and encodes 1080 amino acids. Lineage: Eukaryota; Metazoa; Chordata; Lepidosauria; Squamata; Rhineuridae. Gene Ontology annotation, molecular function: zinc ion binding; SUMO ligase activity. The record is from RefSeq and is a predicted model, not a curated record. Gene Ontology annotation, biological process: regulation of transcription by RNA polymerase II; protein sumoylation. The transcript is spliced from 25 exons.
GGAGUAAGCCCCAAGCGUCUAGCCGGGCUUACCCUCUAAGUAAAACGUGCGCCGAGAUGGAGCUGCGCACAGCUGCUAAGCUGUCGCCAAAAAGGACUCGCGCCAAAAAUAAUUUCAAAAACUGAAGAUGGGGGGAGGGGGGGACAGAAACAGAACGGCAGAGUUGGACUGCACCUCUGCCUCUAACUUGGCAUCGGAUCGGGCUGUUAAUUUAAAUGCGAAGCAAAUGAAGGAGACUGUAAAGCGCCCUUCCUCCCGUCUCCAGGGAGGGUUUUUCUGAGCGUGUAGUUCGGGGAGAUUGCGGGGCCUUAAAAAAAACAAAACCCCACAGCCCUUUCAAUUAACGUCGAGAACCAGCAGCCGCCUGGCCACCAGGGCUCUGCUAUUAAAACACACACACACGCAGCCCCUCCUUCUUCCAGCAGGUUUCCCCUGCAUUUCCCUCCUUACUGGCCCGUCCUUCUUUGAGGAAGGUCCGGGUGCUGCAUGGCUUUAGGAACACCGGCGGCUUCGACGUUCCAUCGUCUGUGCCGGGUGUCCAGCAAAUUUCAUUUACAUUCUCGAACUUUGCUUCGAGACCCUGCCCCCCCCCUCCAAGCCAAAGCUUUUCCUGAAACUGGCUUUUUACAUCCUCCCUGAUUCUCCCUCCGUUCGAUUUUAUUAGCAUUUACUCAGAAGUAAAUCCUCCUAUGUUCAAUCAGGCUUAUGCCCAGGUAAAAUGUAAUGGGGGUUGCGGACUGCAUGGUUUAUCUAGGAAACAAUCUCAUUAAAUCUACGCGAGAUUUACCUCAGAAUAAUCAGGUUCGGGCUGCACACACCUUGUAGUGUGUGUAUUUAUUAAUAUUAAGGCUGCUGGUUUCUUAGCAAUUAAGAAAAUCCACAACCCCUCCUCAAAAAAUGCGCAAGGAACGUGUCAAAAUACAAAAUGUUUAGAGCGUUCUAGUCAGUCACAGUUUCCAUUCGCAUGCAAAUGAGAGAGAGUAAAACAAUAACCGUACAUUAUCGUGUGAACCGGGAAGCACUGCCCACUUUAAAAGUGCAUCAUUUCUGCACUGGAGAAAGACCUUGGACAUUGUGGAUGCAGGCAUAGCUUCCAGCUUCCUUCCACUUUUUCUCCCUGUUUUCUAAUUGACGGUGACCUCUUCAAAGAGUUAAAAGAACAAGUCUGCGGAGUUAACUGUACCAGAUGCGUUUGCCAUCAAGUUGCACUUCUCACCACUAGUAUCGAGUGUGAGACUCAAGCCAGACCAGCAGUUUUUGUUCCUAAAUGCUGAGCCACCUAAAGGAAAAUAGAUCUUGUUAUGUGAAGCUUCAAAGGGCCUAGUCAUUAGCUGCUACGGGAUAGGAAGUGCUUGUGGAACACUCAGCUUGAGGGAUUUUAAUGGCUUUCAGGUAGAAUCUAAGUGGAGACAAUCAAAAUGAAUUCUAUGGACAGGCACAUACAGCAGACCAAUGAUCGGCUGCAGUGCAUAAAACAGCACUUACAGAAUCCUGCCAACUUCCACAAUGCAGCUACAGAACUCCUGGAUUGGUGUGGCGACCCAAGAGCAUUCCAGAGGCCCUUUGAGCAGAGUCUGAUGGGCUGUUUAACGGUUGUUAGCAGAGUGGCAGCACAGCAGGGCUUUGACCUGGAUCUUGGAUACAGGCUGCUGGCCGUCUGUGCAGCCAACAGAGACAAGUUCACACCAAAAUCAGCUGCGCUGCUCUCAUCGUGGUGUGAGGAACUGGGACGGCUCUUGCUGCUGCGUCACCAGAAAAGUCGGCAAAACGACCCUCCUGGGAAGCUACCCAUGCAGCCACCCAUGAACUCCAUGAGCUCCAUGAAACCCUCCCUUUCUCACAGGUGCAUAUGUGACGGCUGCCAUCUUGACAGACCCCAGAGAUUGAAACGGGGACCUCCAGAGCUGAAAGCUGAUGGGUCUUUCCCUUAUGAUUCUGUUCCUUGGCAGCAAAACACCAAUCAACCACCAGGCUCCCUGUCAGUGGUCACUACAGUAUGGGGUGUGACUAAUACCUCCCAGAGUCAGGUGCUGGGAAAUCCUAUGGCAAAUGCUAACAAUCCUAUGAACCCAGCAGGAAAUCCCAUGGCUUCUGGGAUGACUACCAGCAAUCCUGGCAUGAAUUCACCUCAGUUUGCUGGACAGCAGCAGCAGUUCUCAGCAAAGGCAGGCUCCACUCAGCCAUACAUACAGCAGGGCAUGUACGGACGGCCCAACUAUCCAGGGAGUGGGGGUUUUGGGGGAAGCUACCCAGGAGGCCCUAAUAAUCCUGCAGGAAUGGGGAUCCCACCCCACACCCGGCCGCCUGCUGAUUUUACUCAACCAGCUGCUGCUGCUGCUGCAGCAGCAGUUGCAGCAGCUGCAGCUACAGCCACAGCUACAGCCACAGCAACUGUUGCAGCCCUUCAGGAAACACAGAACAAGGAAAUGAACCAGUAUGGACCGGUUUGUUCCUCUUUCCAGAUGGGUCCAACUCAGGCUUACAACAGCCAAUUCAUGAACCAGCCUGGCCCUCGGGGCCCUGCUUCCAUGCCGGGCAACUUGAACCCCGCAACCAUGGGAGCAGGAAUGACACCUUCCAAUAUGAGUGGGCCACCUAUGGGCAUGAACCAGCCCAGGCCACCUGGAAUGAAUCCCUUCAACCAUGGGCAAAGGAUGCCACAGCAAGCCUACCCUGGCCCACGUCCCCAGACUUUGCCUAUGCAGGGCAUGAAGAGACCGUAUCCAGGAGAGCCAAAUUAUGGAAACCAACAGUAUGGACCAAAUAGCCAGUUUCCAUCCCAGCCUGGUCAGUAUCCGGCUCCCAACCCUCCAAGACCCCUAACAUCUCCCAACUACCCUGGACAAAGAAUGCCAAACCAGCAAAACACAGGGCAAUAUCCUCCUUCAGCAGUCAACAUGGGACAGUAUUACAAGCCAUCGAGGCCUGUUCCUGUGGCAAAUUACCCUCACUCACCUGUUCCAGGAAACCCCACGCCACCUAUGACUCCAGGGAGCAAUAUUCCUCCAUACCUGUCCCCUAAUCAGGAUGUCAAACCACCAUUCCCACCUGACAUUAAGCCAAAUAUCAAUGCUUUACCACCACCUCCAAAUGCUACAGGGAAAGUUCACGCUUUCUCUCCCUCUUCGAUCCCAGCCAACCAUAAUGAUGAACUGCGCUUGACGUUCCCUGUGAGAGAUGGGGUUGUAUUAGAACCAUUCCGGCUGGAACACAAUUUGGCAGUCAGCAACCAUGUAUUUCACCUACGGCCCACUGUCCAUCAGACGCUAAUGUGGAGGUCAGACUUGGAGUUACAGUUCAAGUGCUAUCACCAUGAAGACAGACAGAUGAACACUAACUGGCCAGCAUCAGUCCAGGUCAGCGUCAAUGCAACUCCACUUACGAUUGAACGUGGCGACAACAAGACAUCACAUAAACCCCUGCAUCUAAAGCACGUCUGCCAGCCAGGAAGAAACACAAUUCAAAUUACCGUCACAGCAUGCUGUUGUUCACAUUUGUUCGUGUUGCAGUUAGUACACCGGCCAUCGGUGCGUUCUGUACUGCAGGGCUUACUAAAGAAACGUCUCCUUCCAGCUGAGCACUGUAUCACUAAAAUCAAGAGGAAUUUCAGUAGUGUGGCAGCUUCCUCUGGCAAUGCAACCCUUAAUGGUGAGGAUGGAGUGGAACAGACAGCUAUCAAAGUGUCUCUGAAAUGUCCGAUCACAUUCCGACGUAUCCAGCUUCCAGCAAGAGGCCAUGAUUGCAAACAUGUACAGUGCUUUGAUCUGGAAUCCUACUUGCAACUGAACUGUGAACGAGGGACGUGGAGGUGUCCAGUAUGCAAUAAAACAGCUUUGCUGGAGGGCCUGGAGGUCGACCAGUAUAUGUGGGGCAUUCUGAAUGCUAUACAAAACUCAGAGUUUGAGGAAGUCACAAUCGACCCAACAUGCAGCUGGAGGCCUGUCCCAAUCAAGUCAGACAUUCACAUCAAAGAUGAUCCAGACGGCAUUCCUUCCAAGAGGUUUAAAACCAUGAGUCCUAGCCAGAUGAUCAUGCCUAAUGUGAUGGAGAUGAUUGCAGCUUUGGGUCCAGGCCCAUCACCUUAUCCCUCAAUCCCACCUCCACCUGGUGGCAACAGUUCCAAUGAAUACAGUAACCAAGGUAACAGUUACCAAGGCCACAGCAAUUUUGAUUUUCCCCACGGGAAUCCUGGUGGAACUUCCAUGAAUGACUUCAUGCAUGGGCCGCAGUUGUCACACCCUCCAGACCUGCCCAGUAGCAUGGCAGCUCUUGACAAACCCCUAAGUCACCCCAUGCAGGAGCCUAUCCCUCAUCCCGGCAGCACUGAUCAGUCCCAUAGUUCCAUGCAGCAAGGUUUGCACGUACCUCAUCCCAGCAGCCAGUCAGGGCAGCCAUUACAUCACAGCGGUCCUCCUACCCAGCAGUCCCGGCAGCCACCACAGGCCACUUCUAGCAACCAUCCACACAAUGAUCUGGCCUUUAACCCCUCCUCAGCCUUAGAAGGUCAGGCUGGUGGGCAGGGAACAUCUGAUAUGCCGGAGCCUUCGCUGGAUCUUCUUCCAGAACUCACGAAUCCAGAUGAGCUACUUUCAUACUUAGAUCCUCCUGACUUACCAAGCAAUAGCAAUGAUGACCUUCUUUCUCUUUUUGAGAACAACUGAAGCCUUCUGUGUUUUGUCCCCAACACCUCUCGCUUGUUUUGACACAUCUGUAGCUUCACAGUGAGGAAUCCCAAACCACCUUUUUUUCAUGAGGACAAACUCACCACGUAAACAUAUAGUGCACACUCCCUGCUUACUUCAUCUCAGAACUGCUUGAGUCAAGCUUCAUUACCUGUGGUGGGGAAAAGCAAGAGGACAAUAAGGUGGUGACCUCAUAGAGUACCACUCUACAUCACAGAUCAUUUGUGCCGCUGCGGAAAACCUCACUUGUUAAUUCUACAGAGAGAUAAGUGUUUUGGGAUAUGCAUAGUGAGAUGUAGCCCAGUAGAAACCAGUCUUGGCAAAGGAAGACAAGCAAGAAAGGCAACAGAACUAUUCUAAGUGACCCAUUUCAGAAUGUCCUUCCAGCUGGUGUUCUUCCAUUAGCUUCUCCCCCCUCCCCGCCCAAUGCUGUAUUGUCUGUUCCACUGUGUCUCUUCCUGCCUACCCUCCCUCCGCCCUCAGUCAGUCUGUACAUUUCUGUCAGACAGAAGGACAGCAUUUAUUUGGCAGCACAUUCAGACUAGCCAAACAAACUCAGAAACAUGAAACAAAUACCAAAAAGCACAAAAGAAUCAAUAAAGGUGUCACAAGUAGGAUAAAAAUCCAAAAUGCAUCAAAGGGAGGCAUCUUUCUUAAUCAGUGGUUUCUCCAUUGUGGAAGAGUAGUGUGAAUCUCCAGGAUGUGGCAAGCGUGUUUUUCUCAAUUGUAGCAAUCUUUUUUAUUCUUCUUCUUGGCGGGGUUACUACUUUGCUCUGACACAGGUACUUGGAUACCUUGUUUUUUUCUACCCUUCUCUUUUCUUCUUCUUCUUAAGAGAGCUAGUUUCAAAUUGCUGCCUUUUGUGAUAAUAAAGUAGCCAGCUAUUAAAGAGGGGUGGAGCCCAUACUAUAUUCAUAUAUGAAAUGGGAAAAGAGAAAAACUAUAAAAUGUUCAUCUGUCACCAUGAGCUUUUUUUUGUAACCUGUGUGGUUAGAUCAUUGCUCAGUUCCUGUCAAGAAAAUGUGGCAAAGGUGUGUGUGUGUGGGGGAAAGCUCUUGCUUCGAAGGGGGGAGGGGAAAAAUGCUCACACAAUUGUUUCAAAUUAUUGGCUUGAAAGAGGCAUUUGCAAUAGGAGAGUCACACACCUCUCAUGAUUUGUGUUUUCCAAAUUGUGUUGUGUGGAUCAGCCUUUUUGUUUGCUUUUUUGGGGAUCUCUUGUAUCAUUUAGCUGCCAGGACCUUUUCCACUUUUUAAAAAUAUAUAUUUCCAAGGAUAAUGAGCACGAGAAAAAUAAGUCACUCACCAUAGUAGUGCAUACUCUCGUGCCACUAUGCUUCCGUGGUAUUUGUGCUGCUCAUGUGGUUGCUUCCCUCCUGCAUGAGCUUCCAGUCGCCUCUGGGCCCAUUUCUGUGCUCUCUGUUGUUCUCUCUUUAUAAAUUAUGUAUAGUACGUGUGUGUUAAAGACGUGCCUGUGUGCCAACUCUGCCCUUGCGGGCCAACAUUUCAUCAUCUGCCUACUGUGUACAGAAUAUUGCUUUUUUUGUGAAUAAAUACACCUUGAUUGCUUCGUUCUCUAUCCAGAAUCUAAUCAAAUAUUUCCGUAUUUGAUUCAGCAGUAGGCUUUCGAUUUUGAGCCAGAUGGAACUCCUGCGUGUUGGUUUGUGUGUAAGCUCCACCCACCUCGCCCUCUGUGAAUGGCAUGAGAUGUGCAUUCCAUUCUGAAUUUGCUCUGUUCACCAAAGUCAUGCUUGUAAAUUGUUUGAGCAUCUGUUCUUAGCAUCUCCUACUGCUGCUGUAUUUGCAUCUUGUUGUUAUAUAUAUAUAUAUAUAUAUUAGUCCACAGCACCUUGCUGUAGAUAUUAUAGGAAAUGGCAGUUUUAGUUCCUCAAUUAUUUUCCAGUAGGAGUGUUGAAUUUGUAAACAUUUUAUGUAGAGAUGUUCCUACAUUUGCAUUUUCUCUUCCACCCUUUUAUUUAGUUUUUUUCUUUUUUCUUCUCAGAAGAAGUGCUGUUCAUUAUGCAAAACCAAUUAUUUUAAUAAUUGCUGUUGUAAAUAUGUUUUGUGAAUAUUUUAGUAUUGUCUUUGAUUAUAAUAUUCAACAUCUUCAUGAUCUGGUUAUACAUGUAUUUUUUAAAUACAUAGUUGGAGGGGGUCUUUUCUUUUUAUAAAGGGUUCUUGGACUAAGGGAGCAUUAAUUUUUCCUUUUGAUAAAUUAGCCCUGUUAGUUUUUCAAACAAAUGCAAUACAUCUGGCCAGUGUCCUGAGAUGCCCUGCAAAGAAAUUGUUAUGAACAAGGAAAAGUGACUUGUCUUAACCUAAAUCACUGUAGACUUCUGCUCUGUAGACAAAGAAGCUGCUUUUAAGGCUUUCACUUCUGUCCCUCUGAAAAUGAUGGCCUAUGCAUAAAGAGGGAAGAGCAGUACAGAAUAUACUUUCUUAUCCUAUAUAUACAUUGUAAAAGAUCUCUGCUUUUGGACACCUGGUGCCACAAUUAUUCUAUGGUGGCACAACUGAGAUGGGACACCACUGUGACACUGACGUCUAGAGCUUCCUUCCAUUAGAAAUGCAUUUUGUUUUUUGUUUACUGUAACAGGUUUCUCCUGUAUUUUUCUGCAACAUUUACAUAACUAUUGACAUCAUUUGCAUGAGCAGCUAUGAUGGAGUUGACUUUGUAUUGUUCCAUUCUUAGCUUUUUUUAAAGCCUCAACACACACAACCUAUGAGCUCUAAAUGUAAUGCAGCACACUACUUAUAGCCAUGUAUAGUAGCCCACCAGUAGGGCUGUUUAUCCAAAAAGGGAAAUUGUCCACUGAAUACCAGCUGCUGGGAAUCACAAGUGGGGAGAGGGCUUUUGUGCUCAUGCCCUGCUUGUGGGCUUGCCUUGGGCAUCUGGUUGGUCACUGUGAGAACAGAAUGCUGGAUUAGAUGAGCCGUUGGCCUGAUCCAGCAGGUUCUUCUUAUGUUCAUAUGUCAAGUACCUGGUAGGCUACAAUAUGGGGCUGGUAGCCUGCAUUCAGUUUGAUGGGUCACGUUGUGCAGGCCUGUGUUAAGCCAUAUACUGUGUUUUGCUUCUUCCGCUUCUGUUACUGAUUUUAUAGCACUGUUCCUCUACAGUUGAAUAAGCAUGUAGCUAAACUAGUUCCUUGAAAUUGUUUUUUUUUUUCUGUUUAACUGGAAACAACCAUUUCAAAAUCAGAUGUAUUGAAGACUAGUAUUUGCUGAUGGCAAUCAUAUAUAUCAUAUAAGAAAGUUCCUGUUGAGGCAUAAGAAGAGAAUCACCUGAGACAAACACAUUUGGUAUAAAGCUAUCCAUCAUUUGAUGACAUCUUUUCUCUAGUAACAAUUAAAUGUACAUUUUGACAGCUGCAGAUUUCUUCUGUAUGGAUUAGGUCUGUAGAAAGACACACCAAUUGACUAAGCACAAGGGCUACCUGAGCUGUGUUUGUAAAUGGAUAAAAGCAGCUGCUGAGAUCCAACCAUGUACUUGCUUCAUAUUUUAUCAAAGGGCAUAUUUAUCAAAGAGGUCACCUUUGUGAAGUCAGCCCCAAAUGCCCCCAACAUCCUCUCUCUCUCUCUCUCUCUCCCCCCCCACACAUACACACAAACAAACUCAUCAGCAUCUUAUUAAAUUACUGGGACUUUUUUAGCAUAGACAAAAUUUAAAAAGCUUAAUUUUUAAUCUGUUCAUGCCAUCAUAUUAGAAUGUGGAGAAAACCUAUUAAAUAACAGUGCAAUCCUAUGCAUGUCUACUCAGAAGCAAAACUCACUGAGUUCAGUGGCCCAGGUAAGUGGUUAUAGGGUUGCUUAUUAAAUCUGUAAUCCUAUACACACUUCACUGGGAAUAAGCCCUAGUGAAUGCUUCUGAGUAGACAUACGUAAAAUUGUGUUGUCAAUUAGUUGUUUUGUGUUGAAGGGCAAAAUUACAUCACCAAAGUAUUUUUUUUUAAUAUCUUGUUUCAGGGGCAUUUUUAAAAAUUGUUUCCCUAUAGACAUCCACCUGGAAAAGAACCCGCAGAGAUUUAUAGUUCUACUGCCAAGACAUUAUUAUUGUUGUUAUUAUUAUUAUUAUUAUUAUAGGAUUAUGAAAACACACUAAUGUCUGCAGUGGAGACUCCAGGGACAUCUGUACAUAUGUAAAUGGCAAAUAGAGACAUGUUAACAGAAAUGCAUUCAUUUUCCUUGGAAUGUGCAUUGUUUUUAUUUCAGAGGAGAAAAAAAUAAAGCUUGGAGAUCCAUCUUAUGUGGAAAAUGAAUCCUGUUUGUUAGCGUUUGUGAAGUCUCCACAUUUGUUUCCCUUCUUGUAAUAUACUCUGGCUCCUUUGUGAAAAGAAUUUUUGUUGCAUUUUUUUGUUUUCCCUUCAUGUAAUAAUUAGCUUAAGUGUACUAGUCUUAUCACCUGUGUAUUUUUAGGGUGCUACAAAAAUAAUGAAGAAAAUAAGGGGAUUAAAUAAUAAAAAAGAUUGUAACCAAAUUCAUACUUUGUACAAUUUUUUGAUAUUGUGGCCAGAGGAGAAUUUUAAAAGAAGUACAAUCUGAAUUAACAUGCAAAAAUGACCAUUGUCUUUGUUUGUACAUUGUAUGUACAGUACAAUGCAAUCAUUUCAUACUUUGAAACUGGUCAGAAAAAAAUAAUUGUGAUUUUUAGUCUUGGAAAAACUGUAUGUAGUUAGAUGAUGUGACAACCUAAUAUUUAUCUAAUAAAUAUGUAUUCAAAUGAAACCUGUAUAUUAGGUGUUCAUGUGGUUAUUUUGUAUUUAAAAAGAUCAGAUUGACAAU